Phacochoerus africanus (Common warthog) is the source of this 3686-nucleotide messenger RNA. Its product is annotated as insulin receptor substrate 1-like. Gene Ontology annotation, molecular function: phosphatidylinositol 3-kinase binding; insulin receptor binding. The transcript is spliced from 2 exons. Gene Ontology annotation, cellular component: plasma membrane; cytosol. Gene Ontology annotation, biological process: insulin receptor signaling pathway. The coding region runs from base 1383 to 2924 and encodes 513 amino acids. Lineage: Eukaryota; Metazoa; Chordata; Mammalia; Artiodactyla; Suidae. The record is from RefSeq and is a predicted model, not a curated record.
CCUCCCUGUCCACUAAACCAUUGGCUCCUCUGGUAUCCCAGCUCCUUCCUCCAAGGCCUGGGUGGGAAGCCCGGCCAGCCCUGCUUGGGCUUUCCUGACCCUUGAACUAGCCUAUGAAAACGAACCAGAUGGCCUUGCUUCAGUACUCCUGUUACAGCUCCUUCCUCACCUGAAGGCACUCCUCCCCCAAAUACCAUCUUUAACUGGGCCACAGCUACCCCCUUCCCCUCCCCAACCCUCAGCUCCCCCCGGGCCCUUCAGGUAUCCUGCUUGCCAGGACAGGGAUAUCAUAAGGUCCUCUAAGGCCCACCUGUCAACCCAUGGUUUGUCUUGCAGAGUGUACACUGACCAGUGCCAUGACCCCCGCCGUCAGCAGGUGGUCCUUGGAAGGAUCAGAGGCGGGUGUAGGGCAUUCCUGCUAUGGAACGGGCCGCAGCUGAAGCUCGGAUUUGAUUCCUGUCCCAGGAACCUUCAUAGGCGGCAGGUGUGGCUGAAAAAGGGGAAAAAAAGAAAUGGAUGUAAAAGUGCCUGAAUCCCAACCCCAUUUCAAACUUCUUGGGAUGCAAGGGGGCAAAGGGUACCCCCAUGAAGACACCUCCUGUCAUCCCAACCCUGCAGAGAACCUGAACCUCCAGCUCCACCGAGGUCAGCUUAGCCCAGUGCUCGGCGGCCCUGGCUCCUAGGAUUACUUGGAAAGGAAGAGAACAGAACCAUUCUGAGCGGGACCGGGGAGGCAGGGGACACGGGUGCUGGCGGCCUAGAGCCGGAAGGGGUUCUGCUGUAAGGGCGGCCGGCUUAGCAGCCCCCUUACCUCCAGGACUGCGGACGAGGCCGCCAGCGGUCACCAUGGACGUAGCUCCACGCACACUCUCUUCACCUCACGGCUUUCUCCGCGCUCAGGUCGGGUCAGAAGAGACGCCCCCAACACCUCCCCGCCCCGGCACCAGCCCAGGCCGAGGCCGCCUCUCCCGCACUUGGCAGCUCAAACUCCACGCCCACCGCGCGGAGUCCAGCUCCGGGGCGCGUGAGGGUUAACCUCGCGGGGGUGGGGACUUGGGCGCAGUCGGCGUUGGGAGGGAGGGGAGAGGAGGCGGCGGGAGGCCACUGGCUUGAGGCUCCGAGCCCGGCGGAGCCUCGGGUGUCUCAGGCCGUCGAGCAGUCACUGGGUCACACGCUGCGCGCAGCGAGGGGCCACUGCAGACCCCCUGCCCCAAACUUCAAGUCGGGAGCGGGAGAGAGAGACGCCGGGCAUUAAGACAGUGGCAGCCUGUCAGGACGCUGCCCCCUCCCCCGGGACCGCUACCUCUAGAACCCCACCUCGGCGAGCCUCUUCCCAGCCGUCUCCGCCCCUGCUCUGGCCACUUGGUCGCCUUUGGCCCAGGAUGAAGCCCAGAGGCGGCGGCGGCGGCGGCGGCCCCACGACGGCCCCGGAGUCUGAGUCGGCCGACGUGUCCCUGGGUCCGCUGUCGCCCUGGGCCUGCCCGGCUGACGUGCGGCUCUGCGGCCACCUUCGGAAGCACAAAUCCCAGCACCGCCGCUUCUUCGUGCUCCGCGCGGACCCGCCGCGCCUCGAGUGUUACGAGAGCGAGAAGAAGUUCCACGCCGGCCGAGCGGCUCCCAAGCUCAGCGUGAGCCUGACGGGCGCGUGCACCAUCAGCAAGCGCGUGGACGCGCGCCAGCGCCACCUGAUCUUCCUCUUCACCGCCGACCGCAGCCUGGGCGUGGCGGCGGCCAGCGAGGCGGAGCAGCAGGCGUGGUACAGCGCCCUGCUUGAGGCGCGCGCCGCCGCCGGGCCCAGCUCCCACGAGGACCCCGAGGCCUGGCUGCUCGCUCCGUUUCAGGACGUCUGGCCCGUGACGCUGCGGCCCAAGGGGCUGGGGCAGACACGAGGCCUGGGCAGCGGCGGCUACUGCUUGUGCCUGGGUUCCGGGGUACUGAGCCUGCUGCGGAAGCCCAGGGGCAGAAGCUCCAGGGCCACCCAGGCACCUCCGCCCCCAGCCCUGCGCCUGUCCCUGCUCAGCGUGCGCCGUUGUGGUCACGCAGACUCUUUCUUCUUCCUGGAGCUCGGGCGCUCAGCACCCACAGGUCCCGGGGAGCUGUGGCUACAGGCGCCCGAUGCUGUGAUGGCCCAAAGCAUUCACGAGACUGUCCUGGCCGCCAUGAAGCGAAUCGGGGACACUGGUGCUGGUGGCAGGACUGAGCCACUGCCAAGAAAGCCCCCGACGAGGGCCUCCAGACCGUCUGAGACCCCAGCCUCUGCGGCUCAGUCAGGCAGCCUGAACCGUCUGGGGUGCCCUAGUGAGAGGAGCGAGCAAGCAACCCCUAAGACGCUGGCGAUGCUGGGGGCAGCGGCCUCACAGCCUGAGGGGUUGGGGCGGGGCGGGGGCUACAUAACCAUGGGAGCCAGGAGAGACUACGUGCCCAUGGGAGGCGGGCAAGCCAGCAGCUACGUGGUGAUGGCGCCCCUGGGCCUCCCUGCCUCGGCCAAAGCCGCUCCCCAUCAGCCACCUCUGGAUGGCGGGCACUCUGAAUAUGUGUCCAUGAGCCGCUGUGCACCACGGUCCCUUUUCUUGAGCUCUUUGCCCGGUUCCUACAGGCCUGGGGCCGGGGAGCCUGAAACGGGGCUCCAAGGCCCUCGUCUGCGCGUCGGAGACAGCUGGGGCCCCACAGGGGCUCAGACCUGCUUGCAGCCGCCGUCAGAGCUGGCCGGGGAGUACGUGUGCAUCGAGUACGCGGACCAAGUAGCCACACCCGAACCCCCCGCCAGCUGCCUCAACUACGUCGACCUGGACCUGGUCCCUCCCCUGGAGGCGGGAGGCAACGCCCCCGGGGCCAGGCACGGCCCGCACAGCUACGCCCGCAUAGAGUUCCAGAACUCUGGGGAGGCCCGAGGGAGGAGACCCUGGCAACCCCCUCUGGUUUAACUGACAGACGGAGACGGCGAGAGAAAACAGGGCAAAGUUAAGAGUGCCUUCCUGCCCACGCCCCUCAACCCCACAGACCCCUUCCCUGAGACGGAGAGGCUCUAAAGCAGAGAUGUCCCCUAGGAGGUGUGACCCGCAGAGGCUUGCUAAGCUGCUUCUUGGGGCCUGGUGCCCACUCCGCCCCUUUCAGCUGUGCCACCUGGGAAAUCUUUGGGAGGAGGUUCCCCAAGAAGCUGGAUUCUUUUAAGGGAGAAAAUUCUAGAACUCUCCCUCCCCUUCAAAACAAACCCCCCAAACCCCCACAACCUCACAGAUUUCUGGACGUUCUCAGCCAAAGCCCUGAUCCUGUUUCCCCCAGAGGCCCCGCAGCAUUACUCCAGAGCCUUAAGUCAGGCCCCUGCCCGGGCCUCGGCUGCGGAAGAUAUGGACCUGCCCCUGCCCCUGCCCCUCCCCCGCAGGCCCGCAGGGCUGGCCUGGUGUAUCUUUGGAGCCAAAGAACCACCCCCGAGACAUACACACACGUCCAGCCUCAGGGCUGAACUCCUGGGGCCCCAGAGCACCAGGAGUCCUACACUAGGGCCUCCCCAAAGUGAGGCACCCCCUUACUCCCUAGUUUCCCUCUCCCAAGGCCAGCUCUGUGCUCACGAUCCUCCCUGCUCCCAGAGCUGGCAGAGCUGAUGGAGCCCUUGCUUCCUAUAUAAUUAGUCUAAGAGACUAGACUCCCCACCCCGCCCCCGACAUUAAAGGUUCCCUGCUUGGUCA